Molecule: messenger RNA, 949 nt
Organism: Ictidomys tridecemlineatus (thirteen-lined ground squirrel)
Lineage: Eukaryota; Metazoa; Chordata; Mammalia; Rodentia; Sciuridae
Gene: Tmem190
Product: transmembrane protein 190
Biological process (GO): hematopoietic progenitor cell differentiation
Cellular component (GO): inner acrosomal membrane
Source: RefSeq, a predicted model, not a curated record
CACCAGAGGCUGCCUUCCCCGGCCCGGUCAGGGAGGAAGGGUUCCACAGCACGGAGGACCCUCCCUCCCUUCCGUACGGGGUGGGCUGAUGAGAGGGAGGCAGCCAGCCCUGGGCGCCGGCCCGCCUUCUCCUUCCCCCUGGAGUUCCUCAGGGGGUUCCCUAAAGUCCAGAGGUGCCCCACACACCCGCCUCGGCCUCCUGGGGGCCAAUGGAGUCCCUCUUGCCCAGACAUGACAAGGCCUUGGGACUCUCCCUGCCAAGCCCUGGCUGAGGGGACUCCCUAGCAACAGAACACAGAACCCUGGGCUUGGGGCAGCAGGGCGGGGCUGGCCGUUGCUUGGUGAUGACCUUCCAGGCCAUUCCCCACAGAGGCCCCAGGGCUCUGGGCGGUAACAUGGUGGGCUCAGGGAUCCCGGCGUUGGGCCUUUUCCUGCUGAUGCAGGGCUCAGUAGAUGGGAAUGGAAUCCAGGGAUUCUUCUAUCCAUGGAGCUGUGAGGGAGAUGUGUGGGAUAGGGAGAGCUGUGGGGGUCAGGCGGCCAUCGAAAACCCCAACCUCUGUCUGCGCCUUCGAUGCUGCUACCGAGAUGGCGUCUGCUACCACCAGCGUCCGGAUGAGAACAUGCGCAGGAAGCACAUGUGGGCCCUGGGCUGGACCUGUGGUGGCCUGCUCUUCCUGAUCCUCGUCAUCUGCCUGUUCUGGUGGGCCAAGCGCCGGGACAUGCUGCACCUCCCACCGUUUCUGAAGGGCAAAUGCGACCUGUCGAGGACAGUUUCGCUGCUGUCCAAGGACCGAGCGUCAAACGAGAAGAAGUCAUCUGCAGGCAGCAUGCAAACCCCUGGGGAGGGCGGGGAGACGGAAGGGGAAGCGACGGAAGGGGGCGAGGAAACAGAGGAGGGGGGAGACUAGGGUCCUCCCCGGGGGACCCUUCAAUAUAGAUAUGGCAUCUA